AUGGAAGACUUGAAAGAAACCGCGGAACUCGUAUUUCAAGCCAAUAAAAUUAGAAUGCAUCUAGAGCACAUCGAUUUGAGGUACGAUAAUGCUUUUAUUCAUAACAUUUUCGCAGCUUUCCGGACGGCAUUCGUGACUGCGCAUCGAAGCUUCACAUGACUUAUGGUCGGGUAACGAUUGUUAUCAGCAACGCCGGAGUUGUAAAUGGAAAAUAUUUGUUAGAUCUUGCUGGAGAGGAUGUCGAACGUGUCUUUAAAGUCAAUUUCUUCGCUGCCUUCCAUGCAAGUUUCGCCUUUUUAGACACAUUUUUAAUACCUAUCCGAAGUCGUACCGUGAAGGGUGGACGUGCGAUGUAGUUUGCAGUCACUCGAACGUCUUGACUCUCUUACGUCUAUGUGAGUAUAGAAACUGAUAUGUUGCACUCAUACUCGCACUGAGAAGCGCCUUUAGAGCGUCACUCUGUUUAGUUGCCCUUUAGCUGUGUGAACUGCCCCGGGUCCCUUCUCAACUUAAGUGUCUAGACAUCGAGUCAUUUGGAAACUUCCAUCGCCUCCUAGUAACCAGCGGUUGCUAGGCUGGUAAAUAUAAUUUACCUGUCACAACCGGCUCCUAGCCCGAGUUCAUAGAUGCGAUAGAUUACUUUGUGCCGGGACUUUGUAAUCUGGACUCGGCCAUUGAUGCUCGGCCGAAAAGGCCGUCGUCAGCUAACUAGGGCGGGUGGUUAUGGGUGCACGAGAAGGCAAAAGUACAUGACUGUUUCGACUCUGAGGCAAUGAGGCAUUUCUGGUUACCCGGACUGGCUGACGGUUGUGUGGGUCCUGCUGUUGGAUGGCAUGACUGCUAACCAGAUUAGCAGGGCCGGCGUACGUGUGAGGCGCCUACACACCUGAAAAGUACGAUUAGGUCAGACGAUUCUCCUAAUAACCGAUUCAUUAUGGUGGCCCCGUAAUCCAAAACUAACUGCUCACAGGGAAAAGUCGCGCUAUGCUUGCUCUUUUUUCGCUGGCCACUAACAGCUUUCUGUCGGACCGUCCUACUUUCAGACUUAUUCAUGUAUACAUCAUGGGAGAAGGCGUACCAACACCAAGGUGGUUGCCUAGAAUAUCGGUUCUGUCAAUGGAUUGAAAGUGAAAUACGGAUGAAAUCGGGCGAGCAGACUAAAUUCCGCCCGAGUCUACGUGCGCAUCGAUGAACUCCCAUGCGUAAACUGUGCGCCCUUUUGCUUCACGUCAUAUCUUAGAUGGUGAACUCGAAAACCAAACUGAAAGCUUGUGUUUGUAAUCCGACCUUCCAAGUUCGCGAACUUUCCUUCUCAUAUAACAGACUACAUUCCUUAGCUUUGUAGUUUCUCAUUGAUUCAUAACAGUGUUUUCUUCGAAGUCUGAGAUACAUUUCAAAGCAUUGUUUCAACCAUUAAUCGUGGUAUUCUAGUUUGCAUAUAGCUUCUACAACUGUAUGGUCAUAAAAACCACUUUUAUCGCCUAUUUGCGGCUGGCUUGUCCUACCAUGCAUUGAAUGCAUUUCCGAACUGUUGGAUUUAAUUCUGUUUUUGGACCUUUUAGCUCAUUAAAGCCUUUCUUCCCGGGAUGCUUGGAUCCAUCUUCGAAGAGACUUACGAGCGAAUCCCAGCUCCACUGAGGACAUCCCAGCCACUUUCUGCGGUCUCAAAGGCGCCACCUCACGGUCGUUUUAUCUUUACUUCUUCAAUUACCGGACAGAUACCGUGCUUGGGGUUAUCCGAUUACUGUGCUUCCAAAGCGGCCCUAUCAAUUCUUGCUGAAUCAUUCAGGUUGGAGCUAAUACGACUGGGGGUCGGUGAUAAAAUCACGAUCACUGACAUCCGUCCGUAUGUAAUAGAUACGGGAAUGUUUGAUGGGUUCAAAAGCAGGUAGUUUACAAUAUGGACUUUAGUCUUCUGCCACUUUUUCGCGCCCCCUUAGGGCAAUCAGUAAACUUUCUUUCCGAACUCGCUAUCUCAGGUCACAUGCGCGGCCAAGAUUAAAGGUUAUUAUUCUGGCUCUUAGGUUUGGCUCUAUACGGAUACUGAGGCGCGUAUGCAUAUGAAAAACCAGCCUUUAAAUAAAUUAGGAGGGGUCAGAUAUCCUCGAUGAACCAUCGAUAUGCCUAUACAUUCACAUUCGGAACUCGCCAUCUACAGUCGGUGAAAACCCACUUUACUCGAAGGGACAGUAUUCUGUGGCUAGCUGAUACUGAAAGGUGAUCUAGUGUAUAUACCAGAUAUUGUAUUGUCGUUCAUUGACGAGUGCUCUUAGACCUACAACAAAGCAAAGAUCAGAAUUUGCUCCAGACGUUCCAUGUCUGCGAGGCCUGCUUCGUAGCUGGUCACAAGUGCGGAUGGGCGACAAUGACAGCACUUCACCGUGACGUUUUAGACUUUCCUCAGCCUUUGUACACUGGAGCGAACACAAGACACCGACAUAUGCGCCUUAAACCCGGUUUUUUGGCCCCGCGGGUUUGCCUGACUAGAAGACGGAGCCCUUUUGAUCGCUCACUGCUCUUGUUCUUUCUUUUAUCUACGUCGUAUACCUCGACCCCGUCUUUAUCAUAACCAUUUCCCUCACCUCACUGGUCCUACACUUCCUCUCAGUCUUUCCACCUGUCUUCGUGGACUUGAUUGUUUUUUUUUUACCACAAUUGAGUUGUAUCAGUUCCCAAGUGUGCAAUUGCGUCCUUUUGGAAGACGAUAGAAAUGUACUAUUUCUCGAAACAAGAGUGCUUCAUUGUACUCGUUCUUCGGGAUGGAAUGCCACUGCGUUUCAUGACUAACUCAUUGUUUCGACAUCUCAAGCCGGGUAAUCUCUUUAUAUGCAUGAGAUGAAAGAAGCACAAGAUACUGUAUCCCCAUUGUGCCAUGCUGGCCAAAAACGCGCCAGAACAAAAAACCGGCACUGCUGUCGCGAUUUUUUGGCAAGCCAGCCUACUUACGAGUAGUCGGGUGUGGUCCCAUGGUGGCCAUUGCUAAGCGGGCAAGUCCGUACAGCGCAUCAGUCCCUCAUCAGAUUCAACAGACGUAUGCAAUAUUGCAGAGGUAGACCAGAAAGGUCGAGACCCCGGACACAGCUGACUGGGACUUAUUCAUUCUACCUUCAACACAUCUCCGUCCACUCCUUUAUGACUAGUAGCACUUUUCGAUUGCCGUGGUCGUGCAUUUUGACCUCAUAACUGUCGCAUACGAAGUUGGGAACUGCGACGUUUUGCUAUCCGACCAUUGCGUGGACGAAUAUGGGCUAAUCAGUUAAGAGAAUCACAGUUAUUAGAGUUCUCCACCCAAAAGACCCAUAAUCGUGAUUUGGCCACUGACUUAAAGAGCCUGACGACGACACCGAAGGGGAAAACAUCGACUGUCAACUACCGGUGUCAUGCAUAGUGGAUUAGGGGACGAGCUCGUCUGUCAGCCUGCUCACUUUUGAAAGUGGACACGGCAGGAUCUGGGAAGUCAAGUGGAGGAUUUCGCAAGUCCACACGUCCGUUAUCAACCAAUACCGAUGUUUUCACAGGAGCCGUUUUAUGCCGGGAUUCUAAGUGAUGUAGGCUUUCCCAGAAGGCUCCUGGGCGUGCUUUCCCGAGACUGAUAUUUACCUAUCUCUACAUCUUUAUACCUGCAUGCGGGGUAGUUAAAGGAAUGAGCACGGAAACGGAAAUAUUCGUUUUUACCGAGCCUCUAAUGUCCAGUAUGCGCCAGAACAGUUAGAGUAUUGAACGAGCUUCCUAAGUGGGUUCGCGGCUUUGAUAAGCACGUAACAUGGUGUCAUACUACUUCACACACCGUAGCAUCUUAGAUUUUCAUAAAAGAUAACCCGAUGGUCUAUGAGAAGUCCACUCGAGUGAGGCCACGAUAUACGUAUUGCGGACUACCCUGUGCUAGUAUGAAAGGCUUUCCGGGACUGGGUGGAUGCAUUGCGAAUCGUCUUUUGAGAAAUUGUCAUUUCUUGCAAGUCAUUUGAAAAUAGAUACCUCUUCGACAUAAGGGUUUGUUGGAUUUCUUAGAACAACAGACCCAACUUAGCAUAAAUCUCCGGAAAUUAAACCACGUUCCAGUAUGUGUCAGGUUCUGGAAGACAAUCGUUAGCGCCUAAAUAAUCCUUCCUAGCCGGAAUGACCAAACUCGAAUGAGUUCUCAAAAACACGGGAGACUGUACACGGCUUGUGCAACGAUUUCACCCCAGAUAGGGAUGAGCGCGUAAUGGCGUAUGAACAUUGCAACCCGGUGAAGAUGGUCUAUGCGUUUAGGUAGCCCAUGUUAAGGGAUUUAGUCCUACUACAAAUCAUAACCUCUAUGGCAUUGCGGUCCCAAAGACCAGGCGGCAAACCAGGAGCUAAAAGGCUGCGGUAACUGUUCCCCAGAAAUGGAACGACCUCUCCUACCCCGUAGGGCAGCUUACAGCGAAUCAAGCCAUCGGUCAUCUGAGCAGCUGUUUAUUCAAGGCGGGGCUAGUAUUUAUGCGGAAAAUGUUAUUCGUCCAGGAGGGUCACUAUCCCAUUUACCUUGCACGAGGGUGAUGGGUAGCCUGCAUCUAGGACUGUCGACGUUGAAUGUGAUUCUGGUCUCGUUUGUUUAUUCGCAUGGCCCAUACCCGCCCCGGAACCGCACCAAUCGGUCGCACGUGAAUGCUCGGGCGUGUGGGGUUUGGCCCUAAGGAUUGUGAGCGCCUGCUAUGCCAUGAUCUAGCAAACCAUGGCCCUCGCAACCUGCUGUGCGCUGGCAGUUCUCUGGCAUCUGAUUCCCUGUCGGCAGAUGCGCUUACGCGCCAACCGGAUAUACAGGUUAUGUGCAUGGUUUCCCAGUCAUCCUAGUCUUUCUGACCCGUUUAUUGUGUUGUUGGUCAAAAUCCUGGGCAAGCGUUUGUUUUGGACUAGGGGAUGUGGUGGUGCUCCUAGGCGCGAGUCCGACCGCGCCAGUCACCUGCGCCCUCUCUCGUCUCCGGUCUUCAUGGCUGUCUUGACAUCGGACCCAUGUAGGGGGGCAGGAGGGAGUGCGGUUGAUGCUGUACAAGUCCACCCUUACUAUAAACUAAUUCACGCGCAGAUCACCUUGCCUGCUCUUACCUCGCUGUGUACAUCGUCGGCAGUGACGGUUGAACUGUCGUCUGCAAGCGCCAGCAGGGCUGAGGCGGGCUGUGCGACGACGGGCGCUUUACGAGAGGGGAGAGAAAAGACGGUAGUCGUAGUCGCUGCAGCUUUGGCACUAGCCGGCGGUGUGACAUUCGCAGGCUGGCCCCAAUCGACCUGCGACCCGUCUGAUCACGUGGUUAGUCGAGUAUGAGUAAUCGACAGCUGGCGGAAAAUACAGGUUGCCAAAAAUGGGACGCGAGGGACUCAGAAGCCCCAAUCAAUGGUUUUUAAUUAGUGGACGACGUAAAAUCGUCAAUAGGCCAGUGCUAAAUGGCAAGAAGACGGACAUACCUAAAAGAGAGGACCGCCUUGACUCGAGGAAACUGGGGGGAGGCCGCCUUAAAGUCAAAAAGCCUUGUCCCAGUGUGCCCUGAUUGGUCGGGAUGCGCUGUCUUUCAGUUAAACAGGGAAAAGCGGGUUCAUGAUAUCAGUUAAAUGCAGUCGGCACUUUCCAAGGUGGUCUCUGAUUCCCGCUGUUCGUAUAGUGUUUUGUAAGACCGUCAUAGCUGUAUACUGACGAGCAUUUUAUUAAUAUUUUCCAGAUUUCCCAGAAUAUUUCCAGUUCAAACAAAGGAAGCCACCGUUGCACGCAUUAUCAAGGCCAUACGCGAGAGGGAGUAUAUCGUCUACAUACCCUGGUCCAUGACACUGUUUCCGAUAAUCAAACAGUGAGCAUUUGUUUUUUUUUACCGUAUACUCCAUAUGCUGAUACACCUGAAGCAUUGGCUGAAGGCCUUAAAAAUACUGUAAAGUAGAGAGUGCUUCGGUGAAAUUCCAGUGGUUAUGCAAGUGAGAUACUGCCGCCUUUUAAUUCACGACCAUCGCAUGUCGACUUCCAGUUCCGAAUGUUUCAGUUCACAUUGCAGACCUCACUAACUACUAUAUAAUAUUUUUCCCACCUUCGAUGCUAUCGCAAAAUAAUUUUUUUCCUGGGAACAGGCUCUCGAAGUUGAAUUUGUCCCAUAAAUGAAAGCGCAUCUAAAGCUCUUCUUUUGUGUUUUAUGAAUUUCAGCAAUUGCCAGUAAGAAUGCGUCUCUUGUGGCAGAUAGAUGUUAUCUAUCAAUUAGCAUUCACAAGGGGACCGUCUUCUGCAUUCAUUCUCUUUUUCCUGAAUUGGUAGGAUUUGGAAACGCCAACUGAACUGAUAUGUGCUGGAAUUCGAUUGUUCUGCAGGUGGGGAGGCUAAAAUUAGCGACCAUGGACAGUCCAUAAAGGCACCAAAAUCCCUAGUAUUCGUGUAUUGGCGCUAUCCACCCCCCCGACUACCACCAUGCCACUCACUGUCAACCGAUCUCUAGGGUGAGUGGCGUCGUAGUGUCAGGCCGAAAUGGGAAUCAAACACGUGUAUGAAGCUCGAGAGAUGGCAUCUUUGCACCACCUCAGUCAUUACCUCAAUUUGGUGUCCAUUAGACACGGCUUAUUCUAGCCUCUGAUAGAUAUUGACGGGGAAAAGGUCGAUACUGAUUUUGCACAAGCCCCCCCCCCCUCCCCCCACCUUUAUAAAAGCAUUGACGCUUUGACUCUGACGUGGCCUUGGAGGUUUUCGACCGCCAAGCUUGGCCUUCCCUAGAGACUGAGGAUCGGAAUGUUCCUUAGGAAUAUGGCCUAAUGGAAACUUGCUGCUGGGAUCCGAGCUGAAGUCCGUUUCGUGUUCGCAUAGGGAUCAGCAUGUGCGUAGCAUGUGCGAACAAGGGCCUUCUAUUGGGUCGGCCAACGCGCCCAAGCCCAUAUUAAUUUGUCCUGCCUUCGUCAUGCCAGUAGAACCGGACAGGUAGUGAAAUGUGUAUAUGUGAACUGGUACAGUAUAGGCCCCUUGGACUACAACCCAAAUCACACGCAUGUCGUCGCUGCCUCCUUAAAGUAUUGAUGACCCUGUUCAGGUUUUAAGAACUGUCGAAUUAUAUCGGAAUAGGCAACUAAUUAUUUCUCAAUGCAACUAAUUAAUCCCACCUGUCCUGUCGCUCUCUUAACUUCGUUUACUUUAGUUCAGUCGACAUCCCAUUGCACCUAGGUAUUUAAGGCGACUUCUGCAAAAUAUUAUUUUCUCACGAAUGAAGGUGAAAGUUCGAGUUCCAGGUGUAGGCAUAAGUGAAGAAGGAAAGUGCUCGAGCACCGGAACACUUUGUUUAUUGUUUUGAGCUUCCGAACUCGUGCAGGAGUCCGUCUUCAGAGAUAGUAGCAGCAGUAGCAGAACAACCGACAGUUAUAGGGCGUGUUAACCAAUCAUCGAUCGACGCACCAGUUCGAAAGCUCAGAACAAUAGGCAGAAUGUUCCGGUGCUCGACCACAUUUCUUCUUUAUUUGUAUUAUUUUCUAUUUUGCAAUUUUUAAGGCAUCGGUUACUCACAUACCUCAAUACGUUUCGUCCCUAGCCUUUUUCCAGAUCGAAUAGUCCGAUUUAUCUACGAUUCUUCUGGAGCCACUACGGCAAUGGACAACUUUACUGGGCGGAAUACAAAAACUUUGUAG
This is a messenger RNA of Spirometra erinaceieuropaei, 7602 nucleotides long. Lineage: Eukaryota; Metazoa; Platyhelminthes; Cestoda; Diphyllobothriidea; Diphyllobothriidae. The record is from the annotation of a GenBank genome assembly.